UCAGAGUGGAGCAGGAAGAGGCGGAAGUCCAAACUGUCGCCUGGGUUCUGAAGCUCCUCUGUAGCCUCGCGACUUGUUGCAGUUCCACGCGAGCGAGCGCGCGAGCGGAGGUGCAGCCUGCUGUGUCCUGUGUGCAGUUUGAUAAAGUGCUUCAUCUCACAAACACCUCGACCACCAUGAGCAGCAAUUACAGCGUGUCCCUGAUCGGACCCUCACCAUGGGGCUUCAGACUGCAGGGGGGCAAAGACUUUAGCAUGCCUCUCACCAUCUCUAAAUUGACUGAUGGAGGAAAAGCAGCCAAAGCGAAGGUCAGCGUAGGAGACGUGGUGCUGUCCAUCGACGGCAUCGCCACAGACACCAUGACUCACCUGGAGGCUCAGAACAAGAUCAAAGCCUGCACGGGCAACUUGAGCCUCACCCUGCAGAGAGCGUCCAGUGUUCCCAAAGCCAACGUUCCUAAGAACGAACCACUUGAGAUCGUGAAACCCGUGCCCAUCAGCCACCCGCCCGCUCCUGCCCCUAGUGCCAGCCCCACAAACCCCUCGGCAAGUAGCGCCUACAACAAGACCGCCCGCCCGUUUGGAACCUCAUCUAAUUUCCGAGCCGUCAGUCCGUCCUCCACUCCUGCAGCACCCAAAGCCUCCAUCCCUUCCGCCUCGUCAGCUUUCACCCCCGCUGCUCCGUCCCAGCAGCCUCCACCACCACAACCCGCACAGGGCCCACAGCCUCCCUUCCCGCUGGCCAGCAGCUCCUCCUCCACCUCCUCCUCCUCACGCACUGCCUCAUCUCUCAAACCCAGCUCUGGUUACUCCCCCUUCUCUCACUCGUCCUCUUCUUCGUCAUCUGGCUCGUCCUCGCCAGCCAGAGUGACGGGUCCCGCCCCCUCAGCCGCCCCUGCCGUCCCGCCGUCUUCGGUCUAUAACACGCCGAUCAACCUGUACUCCAAUGAGAACGCGUGCGAGGUGGCGAUGGGUCAGAGGCGCGGCCUGCUGGAGCAACAAGGUGCAGUGGAGAAUCAGAACGGAGUUCCCAGGAAGCCCGUCACAGACACGGAGCUGGUAGUGAACCACGCCUCGCACAUGAGCGACGCCAGUAAAAAGCGUCUGAUCGAGGACACGGAGGACUGGCGUCCACGCACCGGAACCUCUCAGUCCCGUUCCUUCCGCAUCCUGGCACAGAUCACGGGCACAGAGAAAGAACAAGCCACCGAGAGCAGUCCUGGAAAGAAUGAUGCUGUAGAGGAUUUCCAUGCGAACACUCAUGCCACGUCCAUGGUUAAAACCAUGACCAAAGGGUCACGCACUGGGAACGGAGUCCCUUCACCUGCCACUGGGCCCGCUAAGAGCUGGCAGACUGGAAACACCUCAGGACUUCCUAAAGCAGGUGUGCCAGCGAUGCAUACAGGACGGGUGACUGGCGGAGUUCCAAAGGGUCCUGACCGCCCCGCGCCCCAGGCUCACCCCAAAGACCAGGACUCACUGGUGCAGAGAGCAGAACACAUCCCUGCUGGAACCCGCACUCCCAUGUGUGGUCACUGCAACAUGGUCAUCAGGGGUCCGUUCCUGGUGGCUAUGGGGAAAUCGUGGCACCCGGAGGAGUUUAACUGCGCCCACUGCCGAAGCUCUCUGGCCGAGGUUGGCUUUGUUGAGGAGCGUGGCUCUGUGUACUGCGAGCAUUGCUACGAGCAGUUCUUGGCCCCCACGUGCUGCCGUUGUCAGCAGAAGAUUCUCGGGGAAGUCAUCAAUGCCCUGAAGCAAACCUGGCAUGUGUAUUGCUUCCUGUGCAGCUCCUGCCAGCAGCCCAUUCGCAACAACACAUUCCACCUCGAGGAUGGACAGCCCUACUGCGAGAGAGACUAUUACAAUCUUUUCGGGACGAGCUGCCAUGGCUGUGACUUCCCCAUCGAGGCAGGGGACAAAUUUCUCGAGGCCCUGGGCUUCACCUGGCACGAUACCUGCUUUGUGUGUUCGGUGUGCAACACCAGUCUAGAGGGUCAGACUUUCUUCUCCAAAAAGGAUAAGCCGCUGUGCAAGAAGCACGCGCACACUGUGAUGAUGUGAUCGCCAAGAAAAGUGGACAAUGGGAUGAAUUAUAAAAAAAAAUAAUAAUAAAAUGAAAAAUCAGCUUUUAGUGUUUAUUAUAUGAGAGUGAUUUUUAAGGUAUUGAUAAAGACGUUACUGGGAAAAGUGGUUUGUUCUCUGAUACGCUGAUGGGUGGGGAAACCUACCGUAUGCCGCUUAUCUUUAUGUUUUGUAUGUUUGCCUUUGUGGAGCUUUAUGAAAUAAAGUAUUAAUGAGAAUCA
Molecule: messenger RNA, 2302 nt
Organism: Clarias gariepinus (North African catfish)
Lineage: Eukaryota; Metazoa; Chordata; Actinopteri; Siluriformes; Clariidae
Gene: pdlim5b
Product: PDZ and LIM domain 5b
Exons: 13
Coding region: 177-2060 (627 amino acids)
Biological process (GO): heart development; actin cytoskeleton organization; muscle structure development
Cellular component (GO): filamentous actin; adherens junction; stress fiber
Molecular function (GO): muscle alpha-actinin binding; actin binding
Source: RefSeq, a predicted model, not a curated record